UGCGAAGCCAUCCACCCAGCAUUGCGUGGUCAGCGGAAGCAGACGCAAUACGUGCUAGAUGUGCAGUAUUCACCCACAGCGAGAAUCCACCCCCCUCAAGGAGUCAUGAGGGAAGGAGACACCUUAGUUUUGACUUGCGCUGUUAACGGCAACCCACUGCCCAGAGACAUUAAAUGGAGCCGAGCGAACGACACGUUGCCGGAGCGGGCCCUGAUAGAGGGUGAAGUGCUGACCAUCCCCAGCCUCAGCAUGCUGGAUAACGGCACCUACUCGUGCCACGUGGCCAAUAAACAUGGACGGUCCUCGGACCAGUACGUGCUGGUGGUUUAUGAUCCUGGGGCUAUUGUCGAGGCCCAGACUUCAGUGCCCUAUGCCAUUGUGGGGGGCAUCCUGGCUCUCCUCGUCUUUCUCGUCAUCUGCGUACUCAUCGUCAUGGUCUGGUGCUCCAUCCGGCAGAAAGGUUAG
Molecule: messenger RNA, 465 nt
Organism: Protobothrops mucrosquamatus (brown spotted pit viper)
Lineage: Eukaryota; Metazoa; Chordata; Lepidosauria; Squamata; Viperidae
Product: cell adhesion molecule 4-like
Exons: 4
Biological process (GO): regulation of Rac protein signal transduction; negative regulation of peptidyl-tyrosine phosphorylation; regulation of wound healing
Cellular component (GO): cell-cell contact zone
Molecular function (GO): vascular endothelial growth factor receptor 2 binding
Source: RefSeq, a predicted model, not a curated record